UUUUGUAUUUUAUUAGAUUAACUAGAUUUUUAGUUUUAUUGUUAAAAAGUUUAAUAAAUACAUAAAAUUCAUUUAAUUUAAUUAAUAAUAAUUUUUAAAAAACGUGAAAACUUAAAUUAAAAUAAUAUUACAUUAAGAAUUCGUAUGCACUAUCUUACCCUAACCAGCCAUCAAAAUGAAAGGAAACUUAAACGAAGCCUACGAUGAUGAAUCCUCCAAACCUAUUGGAAUCAGAUUAAACUCAUUAAAUAGCGAUGAUCCUCAAACUACAGCAUCAGCAAUCGCACUUCAUGCAGAUUCUCGAAUUGAAAAUGGAUACAUAGACCAAGAAUUUCCUCGAAAAAAAGAUUUCAAGUACAAAAAAGAGCUAAAAAUAUGUCUUCAAUCUUCAAUUCAUAUAGCAGUUGGUUGUUUCUUUGCUUAUGCAACUUAUUACUAUACUGUUGUAGUUCAAAACAGAAGUUACAACGAUAUUGGAUUGUAUCCAAAUGAUACCAGAUGUUACGUUCGUUGUGAUAUGCAGUUUUGUACUGGCUAUGGAUUACUAGUCUUGCUGACUGGUUUUAUCUAUGCUGGUUUAGUCUAUUACUACAUAUUGAAGCCAAAGAUCGGUCGAAAAAUUCACAUGUCGGCGUUAAAACCGCUUGAGGAAUGGUGGCUUCAAUUUAGUCGAACAACUGUGAUCUCAGCUUUAAUGAUAGCUAUAAUCUUUGUAGCACUUGCAGUAUAUCUUUUCUUCGAAACCAGGGAUAGCCCUGAAAAAUUGAUUGGUUUAGCUGCGCCAGUAUUUUUCAUCUUAACCGGAUAUGUAUUCUCGACAUCACGGAAGGAUAUUCCAUGGCGGACAGUCAUAACAGGAAUUUUAUGUCAAUUUGUUUUGGGUUUGGUUUGCAUUCGAUGGGAAGUUGGAAGAAAGAUUUUUGAAUGUUUAGGAAAUAAAGUAGCGACUUUCUUGAAAUAUUCCGAAGAAGGAAGUCGAUUUGUAUAUGGAGAACGAAUAAUCAACGAUAGUGUUUUUGCUUUUGCCACACUUCCGGUGAUCUUCUUCUUUAGUUUCUUCAUUUCAAUUUUAUACUAUUUGGGAACAAUGCAAUGGAUUGUCCUGAAACUGGGAUGGAUACUUCAAGAAAUACUUGGUACAACAGUUUGCGAAAGUGUCAAUUCGGCAGCAAAUAUAUUCCUCGGGAUGUCAGAGAGUCCUUUGUUGAUUCGUCCUUAUAUCAAACUCUUGACAGCUUCUGAAAUGCAUUCGAUUAUGGUUUCUGGAUUUGCUACUGUGUCAGGAACAGUAUUGGCCGCCUAUAUGUCAUUUGGAGCUUCGCCAGCUCAUUUGAUUACGUCUAGUGUAAUGGCUGCUCCAGCAACAUUAGCCUUUUCUAAGCUUUAUUUGCCAGAGACUGAGGAGAGUAAAACUAAAUCAAGUAACAUGCAGUUGCAAAAAUCAGAAGAUUCAUCUUUACUUGAUGCAGCCUCGAAUGGUGCCAGUCAAGCUAUUCCAAUAAUUAUGGGAAUCAUAGCCAAUAUUGUGGCUUUUGUUGCAUUUGUUUCGUUCCUUAAUGGUGUUGUCAAUUGGUUGGGAUAUUUGGUUGGAUUGAAUGAUAUCGAUUUCGAAUGGAUUUUCUCGAAGAUAUUUAUACCCUUAGCAUGGGCAAUGGGAAUUCCUUGGAAAGAUUGUGAUUUAAUUGCCAAAGUCAUUGCAUCAAAAACUAUAAUCAAUGAGUUUGUAGCAUAUGAACGGUUAGGAGUGUACAUAGAUAAUGAACAAAUCGAGCCCCGCAGUGCAGGAAUAGCUACUUUUGCAAUAUGUGGAUUCGCUAAUCCAAGUUCAUUGGGUAUUUUGAUGGGAUCGUUGGGUGUUAUGGCACCUACAAGACGGACCUUGAUUACAUCAGUUGCGAUACGUGCAUUUAUAGUGGGAAGCAUAGUUUGCUUCAUUUCAGCCAGUUUUGCGGGUCUUUUGAUACCCGAAGAAGAAACGGCGCGAGCUUAUCAGAGAUUCUUUGAAGCUAAAGCUCUAGCUAGAAAUCAUACAAUGAUUGCUGGAAUCUUGCCGCUUUAAUGAACUUGACGCAUGAAUUGUUAAUAGUUAUUUAUUUAUUUUUACGAAAUUUAGGAAUAAGAACAAUAAAAUAUGGCCAUAUAUUUUUUUUAA
Messenger RNA from Episyrphus balteatus (marmalade hoverfly), 2152 nucleotides. It is a transcript of the gene CNT2, whose product is annotated as solute carrier family 28 member 3. The transcript is spliced from 9 exons. Gene Ontology annotation, cellular component: membrane. Gene Ontology annotation, molecular function: nucleoside:sodium symporter activity. Lineage: Eukaryota; Metazoa; Arthropoda; Insecta; Diptera; Syrphidae. The coding region runs from base 176 to 2059 and encodes 627 amino acids. Gene Ontology annotation, biological process: nucleoside transmembrane transport. The record is from RefSeq and is a predicted model, not a curated record.